AUGGACGCUCGACAGGACUCGGAUAACUUCCCAUGGGAUCGUAGUGAUGAGUGUUGGGAGGAGGCGAUCAAGCAGGUGCGACUGUCGUCUACCUGUCGUAGAAUCGAGUCGUUCGCCCAAAGGCUGUUAGGCGAUACUGCGACCUUGGCCCUUCCCCUGCUUAUUGGUGGCUUCAACGUUCUGUACCCAAUUCGAUACAAAGGAUCCUAUGAUUCUGAUUCAUCUCCCAUGGCCAACUAUCUCGUUCGCCUGCCAUGCCCAAACCAUACAGCUUUCCGAGAAGAGAAGACGCUUGCGGAAGCCGCCACGACAGUCUUCGUCUCCCAACGCACUCAGCUUCCGGUUCCGACGCUGCAUAGUUCCGGUGUGGAUCUUGCAAUUGGGCCCUUCAUUAUCCUUCAAGAUCUUGGAACUCUACGAGGCAUGGGCGAAGCUCUAGAAGCUCUCCGCGAGGAUCCUAGCGACACGCCAAUCUUGAAUCCCAACAUUUUCGAGAGCAAAUUCAAGAGUCUUUACCGUCACAUAGCUGCAUGCUUGCUACAGCUUGCACAGCCUACCUUCCCAUGUAUUGGAGCUCUUGUUGAGACAGAGUCUGGAUCGUUUUCAGUACCAGGGCGACCAAUUACGCUGAAUGUCAAGUAUGAGGAUGACUGCAAGACCAAAUAUGUUGCCCAUCAACUCUUCCGCAGACUCGCUAAGCAAGGCCGGCUGUCAAAGUUUGAAUUUGCGGACGAUACCUGCUCCGCCUCAUCCGAGCAAACCCGUACAAAUCUGCCAGCACCAGAUAUUUCGGCUUCUUUCCAUCUUUGGUCCGAUGAUUUCAGGCCGAACAAUAUUCUUAUCAGUGAAAAUGACGAGAUCCUGGGCGCCAUCGAUUGGGAGUUCACUUAUGCCGCACCAACCCAAUUCAGCUUGGAUCCACCAUGGUGGCUACUACUUGACGUGCCCGAAAUGUGGGAUGCAGGUAUUGAUGAUUGGGCCACUCUCUACGAGAGACGACUGCAAACCUGGCUCUCAGCAUUGGUGGAAGCGGAGCAAGACAUGGCCCGGGCUCGCCGGUUCUGGCUGAACUAUGCUGCGAGAAAGAGCUGGGCGUUUGAUAAGAUAUACUGGAAGUAUCUCGACGAGCGGUUCUUCGGCGAGCGGGAGAAGGACACGCCUACUGCCAGCGAGUUGUGGAAGACGAGGAUACACCUUCUGACUCCCGAGGAGCGGUCGGCGAUGGAGCGGAUGGUGCAGAGGAAAACGGAGGAGGCGAAGUUUCGAGUUUUGGUUAAGUGGGAGGAUGUAGAGGCAAGAGAACUCCUGUCUUCCUUUCUGUUUGACUAG
Messenger RNA from Drepanopeziza brunnea f. sp. 'multigermtubi' MB_m1, 1329 nucleotides. NCBI's taxonomy places the organism in Eukaryota, Fungi, Ascomycota, Leotiomycetes, Helotiales, Drepanopezizaceae. The record is from RefSeq and is a predicted model, not a curated record.